Molecule: messenger RNA, 1827 nt
Organism: Colletotrichum scovillei
Lineage: Eukaryota; Fungi; Ascomycota; Sordariomycetes; Glomerellales; Glomerellaceae
Exons: 5
Coding region: 1-1827 (608 amino acids)
Biological process (GO): peptidyl-serine phosphorylation; intracellular signal transduction
Molecular function (GO): ATP binding; protein serine/threonine kinase activity
Source: RefSeq, a predicted model, not a curated record
AUGGACAUAAGGGGGAAACCCACUCACAAGGCAAUACAGUCCCGCCCUCUGCGAUACCCAAUUGCCCAGCCCGUCACAAACCACCCUCUUGGCCUAGCCGCCCCAAAUCCGCCACCUGACUUGGAAUUUGAGCUUUCUUCGGCGUCCGAGUACACACCCUGGGGACAACUAGAUUGGAACCAACUCUCUGAUAAACAAAGGGUCCACACGGUCGAAAAGGCAGCAGCCGCCAGAAUUUACCUGGAGACCUACUUCGAGAAUGCUUUGAGUAGUCGUCCCACACCACGUGAACAACUCGAGGAUCGGACUUGGAAAACCUCGAGACCCUGCAAAUCCUCGGAAAAGGGAGCUUCGGAGUUGUCAAGCUUGUGUGGGACCGAUGCCGACGACAGGGUGGUGCCCCUGAUAUCCAGUUUCCAGGAUCCAGUGAAUCUUUACCUCCUCAUGGACUACAUGCCGGGCGGAGACUUUCUUGGUCUUCUGAUUCGCGAAAACAUCUUGACCGAGUCUAGAACUCGAUUCUACAUCGCCGAGAUGAUACUUUGCGUCGAAGAGGCCCAUAGGCUUGGAUGCAUCCACCGAGAUGUCAAACCAGACAACUUCCUCAUCGGGGCCGACGGUCACCUGAAAAUCUCGGAUUUCGGGCUGGCUUUUGACGACCAUUGGUCCCAUGACACCUCCUACUACAAGUGGCAGCGACAGUCAAUUCUGGCCCUAACAGGUGUUACGCUCGACGGUGAUGGCGAGGAUCAAAAAGCCGCCCGCGAUGGUGGACGGACGAGGCGACGAUCAUCUCGAGAAGGGUCGUCCAAGCACUAUCCCCCGUCAGAAUUGCUCCGAACCAAGUUUGAUGGGCUUGAAUGUCCGUUCAAUGUCGUCGAAACAAACGCAGACGAGAUUGUAAAAGUCGACCAGCUGCUUGGUUGGCGAACAACAGAGACACGCCGAUCCUCGGCCCGCUCCAUUGUUGGCACAAGCCAGUAUAUGGCUCCAGAGGUGUGGAGUAUCGGAAUCAUCCUUUACGAGUGCCUAUAUGGGCACACGCCGUUUCUCUCGGAGAAGGGUCGUCACUAUACCAAACAGAACAUCCUCGAUUAUCGGAAAAGCUUGGUGUUUCCUAUUGAUGGACCUCCAGUCUCGAGAGUAUGCCGGCAGUUGAUCAAGGACCUGCUCCAGGACAAGGACAGCCGUCUCUCUUCACCCGAGUAUCGCAACCAAGAUGCUCGACGAAGUUGGGAGAAGCUUCAGGGCUACAAGAGUGUACCGAGUCAAUACGUUUUCAAUAAUGACGCAUCCGAGAUCAAGGCCCACCCGUGGUUUCGGGGCGUUCCUUGGGAAGCAAUACGCUCCAGUCGACCAGAGUGGAUACCACAUAUUCAAAGCUACGCUGACUCUCACUACUUUGAAGAAGAUGAGCCGAUCAGCGACUGGUCUGACUCAAUGGAUUCCGAGAUAGUGGAGGGGUCGGAGAACCUGGACGAUCUCCGUCUUAGGUUUCUACAGUACGACUUUGAAGACGAUGUGAGGUGUCUGACCACUGAGUUCAUCUCCAAACCCCAUGACUCAUCCAAAUUGAAACGAUUCGAUCGCGACAUUGACGACCAUGCCUUUCUGGAAGAUGUCGAAAAGGCCUUUCUCAAAUGGUACGUCAGAAGAGUCGGACGAAGAGAAUGCAAGCGCCCAAGAGACAAGCUGCUGCGGGACCGUUGGGUCAAGGAGGACGUUCUUCAGAUGAGGAAGCGAACAGCUUUUCUAGGUUAUUCGUGGCGACGCAAAGACAUGGCCAGUCGCAGGCCUGUUGGAACAGUCUACCCUACAAAUUCUUGA